AUGACAAGUAAUCUUGUCUCUGUAGAUUAUGAAGUUUAUGGGCAAGUUCAAGGUACAGACUACAAAAAUACAGUAGAAACAGCUACCAAACAAGGAUGUGUUGGUUGGGUAAGAAAUACUCACAGGGGUACAGUAGAGGGAGUUGUACAAGGCCCUAAAGAUAAGAUAAACUUUAUGAAACAUUGGUUGCAAAAUGUUGGCAGUCCCUUUUCAACAAUAGAAAAAUGUGAAUUUAAAAAUGAAAGGAAUAUUUCAUCUGUGGAAUUCCAAAGGUUUUUUGUGAAAUGA
Messenger RNA from Lottia gigantea (owl limpet), 288 nucleotides. RefSeq lists its product as hypothetical. The transcript is spliced from 3 exons. Gene Ontology annotation, molecular function: acylphosphatase activity. The record is from RefSeq and is a predicted model, not a curated record. The coding region runs from base 1 to 288 and encodes 95 amino acids. Lineage: Eukaryota; Metazoa; Mollusca; Gastropoda; Lottiidae.